Paramormyrops kingsleyae is the source of this 4940-nucleotide messenger RNA. RefSeq names its product FYVE, RhoGEF and PH domain-containing protein 4-like. Lineage: Eukaryota; Metazoa; Chordata; Actinopteri; Osteoglossiformes; Mormyridae. Gene Ontology annotation, molecular function: guanyl-nucleotide exchange factor activity; metal ion binding. Gene Ontology annotation, cellular component: cytoplasm. The record is from RefSeq and is a predicted model, not a curated record. Gene Ontology annotation, biological process: filopodium assembly; cytoskeleton organization.
GGAUGGAAAGCCCUUUCUGUUCAUUGAUCUAUUGCUCGCGAAUCGUCCCUGAUGCCAGGAAACCCCCCCAACCAGGAAACUCUGUAAGCUGCGGAGAGUUCGGCUUGAGACAUGUUCAGGUUGCGCUUCACCAUUAACCUCCACCAGGGGGCCACAUGGUAGGCUGCAGAGACCCCUCGUUAGUUGAAGAGCAUGUUCUCUCUCCACAAACGGAGGAGCUGGGUCCGUCACAGCUGGAAGGCCAAACACAAAUAGCUUUUCAUGGGGCCCGCAUCCUGUCCUGGUUCACACUGACUUGUUUUAACGAGGUUGUCAUAGUCACCCAAGAUGGAUAAAAAUUUUAAUUCUUUUUCCAUGAUGUAGCUCUAAUAUUGGGCCUGUUCCCUCCCCCCACACACACAUGCUAACACCACGGGGAGGGGCCGAGAAUCAGGCUUCCCCAUUACCCCUUGAGUCCCCAUGACUUAAAUCACAUUCACAGGUAUGCUACAGAGUCAGGCCAUGUUAGUUUAAGUGAAACUGUUUAAAUUAUGGUUAAACAUGUGUAAUAUGUCAGGUAUGUCACUUAUAAAGAUGACUCUCUCUCACACGCACACACACAUACGCGCACACACACCUGUGUGUGGAAGUUUGUGGUCACAGUGCAUCACCACAGACCCGCCCCUCCCCUGGCCACACACAUACACACACACACACACACACACUCUGGUGACACAUUAAUCAGUAUUUACAAACCCCCGGUGGUGGCAGUGAGCCGUAUCCUUUCAAAGCACCGCCUUUAAAGCACUGUGUACCCUUGGGUUAGACGGCUGCUGCUUACUCGAGUCUCCUUGCCCGGUGCUGGUAGUGGCCUGAUUAGCAGGCAUCUUCGGGAACCGGUCUUUCCCGCUGUAUAAACAGGCUCGCCGUCAUCGCAAGCUGAAGAAGGAAGCUCACCGGCCGCCUCUCCCGCUCUAGUCCCGACAAAAGCUCCUGCGACGAUGGCGGCCCGUUCGUUCGUGGACAGUCACGGCAGAAUCAGGCCGCUGUGGAAGGUCGUACAUCCCGAGGAGAAAAACAAGACAGCCUGGCGGCCAUUGAAGACGCCGGAGGAGGGGGCCUGUGUGGGCGUUAAGAUCACCAGCAAAAAAGCUCACGGCAGCAGUUACGGCAACCCCUCCCCGGGCGGGACGGCUCUCCAGGCACCUGGGACCUAUAAGAGUCACCGCAGUGUAAAUGGGAAAAGCUCAGCAUUUCGGCCGCAUCUGCCUCACAAGCCACCAGUGCCCCCUAAGCCGCCGCACCUCCAGAGCCCCGCGACAGAGUCACGCUCACCCCUGGCUCAGGUGAACUCCCUCGGACCCAGGAUGGAGGAGGGGGUGGGACGGCCGGCUGCAGGCAGGGUCCGGGAGAAGCCCUCAAAGGUGUCGAACCUCAUCAGCCAAUUCGAAGAGAACAGCCACACCGAGCUGAAGGAUGCCUCCCUGCUGAAGAGCAGGGCUCCCCGAAGCAGCCCGGCCCACAGGACCGCGCAGAGAGCACAGGAGUCCCGGCAGGGCGACUCGGUGGCCCAGAACCUUGGGCGCGAUGGAGAGAUGCAACCGGCCAACGGGACACUGAUCCAGAUGGACAGGGUUGCCGGAAAGACGUCGCCCGUCGACGGGACGGAGGAGACGGACACCGGCACAGACAAGAUGCUCAACGGGGAUGUACUGUCAGGGCAAGGCGUGACGGAGAGGACAGAGGGAGAAGAGCAUCACGGGGGAGCCAGUCUGAAGGAGCCCAGGAAGGAGUCACCACAGGAGACCAAUGCGCAGAAGCUGUACAACAUAGCCAAUGAGCUGCUGCAGACGGAGAAGGCAUACGUCACACGGCUUAACCUGCUGGACCAGGAGUUCUCCCACAAACUGAUGGAGGAGGCAGAAAAGGGUUCAUUCCCAGUGGAUGUGGUUAAGCACAUCUUCUCCAACAUCUCCUCCAUCCAUCUCUUCCACAGCCAGUUCUUGCUUCCAGCCCUGGAGAAGCGCAUGAGCGAGUGGUCCACCACACCUCGGAUCGGGGACAUCCUCCAGAAGCUGACCCCGUUCCUGAAGAUGUACACGGAGUAUGUGAAGAACUUCGACAAAGCCAUGGAGCUUAUCAAGAUGUGGACGGAGAAGUCGUCCCCAUUCAAGGCUAUCAUCCAGGAGAUCCAGAGCCAGGAGGUGUGUGGCAACCUCACCCUGCAGCACCACAUGCUGGAGCCUGUGCAGAGGGUCCCAAGGUAUGAGCUUCUGCUCAAGGACUACCUGAAGAAGCUCCCACCGGACGCAUCCGACCGCUGCGACGCUGAGAAGUCUUUAGAGAUCAUCGCCACGGCAGCCACGCACUCCAACACGGCCAUCCGCAAAUCCGACAACCUGAAGAAGCUUCUAGAGAUUUAUGUGAUGCUGGGAGAGGAGGAAGACAUCGUCAACGCCACCAACGAGUUCAUUAAGGAAGGUCACAUCCUCAAGCUGGCUGCCAGGAAUACCUCAGCUAUGGAGAGGUACCUUUUUCUGUUCAACAACAUGCUGCUCUACUGUGUGCCGAAAUUCAGCCUGAUGGGACAGAAGUACACCGUCCGCACGCGGAUCGGCAUUGACGGCAUGGAUGUGAAGGAGACGUUUAACGAGGAUUACCCCCACACCUUCCAGGUGUCCGGCAAAGAGAGGACCUUAGAACUCCAAGCCAGCUCUGAGCAGGACAGACAGGACUGGUUACAGGCUUUCAGAGAGACCAUUGACAUCUUCCACCAAAAGAACGAAACGUUCAAGUCAGCCUCCAAAGACACGGAUGAGGUGUCGGCGGCGGAGUUGGGCAAGCGUGCCCCCCGCUGGAUCCGUGACAACGAGGUGACCAUGUGCAUGAAGUGCAGGGAGGCGUUCAACGCGCUGACGCGCCGGCGACAUCACUGCAGGGCCUGCGGCUUUGUCGUCUGCUGGAAGUGCUCAGACUAUAAGGCCCCUCUGGAGUACGAUGGGAGCAAGGUCAACAAAGUCUGCAAGGACUGCUACCGCAUCCUGUUGGGGCACCUAGACGGUGGGGAGCAGACGGAGGCCAAGAAGAAGGGCAUCCUGGAGAUCGAGGCAGCCCAGUUCUCAGGGAGCAGCAUCAUGUGUGGCUUCCUGCAGUACAGCGAGAAGUCCAAGCCCUGGCAGAAGAUGUGGUGUGUCAUUCCCCAGAAGGAGGCGCUGGUGCUCUACUUGUACAGGGCACCGCAGGACGUGAAGGCACAGUCCACCGUCCCUCUACUCGGCUACACGGUGGAGGACUCGCCCCGUCCACCGGACCCCCCCAUCAGCUUUCGACUGACCCAGUCCAAGUCCAUCCACAGCUUCGCCGCCGAGACAGACGAGCUGAAGCAGCGCUGGCUGAGAGUGAUCCGCGUGGCCGUGACGGGGGGGGAACCAGAGCAGGCGCCCCCGCCCAGUAACGGAAGCGUGGCCGAUAGCGUCCAUGAGGGGGGCGGAGAUGGAGUCUGAGAGCCACGACCCCUCCAAGGACAGCCGGAUGGCAGCUGGAUCCCGUCUUUCCUACAACCUCCUUCCAAAUGCAUGGAGGGAUGCCCCCCCCCCCCAACAAAACCCACAUCACUUCCUCCCACCACCCCUGUCUGCGUUCAGCAAUGCUGUCAUACUGUUGCCCUGGAAACAAACUCAUUCAUUUGACACUAGAGAUGGUGGACCACAGGAAGUAUCCUCCCCUUCGGCACAAUGGGGCGGUGGUCGUGGGGUGGUGGUCGUGGGGUGGUGGUGUCUGAGGACUCUUGGCCCCACCUGAGGCUGGUGCUUCUCCACUACAGUGCCUGUCUGACUGAGACAUUUGCAUCCACUCAUAGCUUUGGUGCUGCAGCUGGAAGCUGGGAUAUGCAGAUCACAGGUUCCUGAAGAGGACAGGCGUGUGUGUGUGUGUGUGUGUGUGUGUGUGUGUGGGUGGGUGCUCACUGCCUGUUUUAACGGCACGUGACCCCCCUCCCACAGGAUUUGGAGAGUCAAUGAUGAGACACUGGAUGAGAUUCUUCCCCCCCCGUCACCCCGUGUGUGGUAUGCUCCUCUGCCUUACAGUCCCCUUUAUCGACCGGAGCAUGUUCCACAACGACGUGUGAUAGGGGAUGGUUUUUUCAGAAAAAGUAUAAGGAUGCCUCUAAUCAUGUCCUGCAAUGCCAGCAUCUAAAUAUUAUGUCCAUUUUUAAAGAUUUUUUUAUUAAGAUAAAAAUAAUACUAGAGUACGUAGGGAUGAAGCUUACGAACAGCCAACUGGUCUGCCAAGAAGCUGUGAGGAAUUAUGGGUAAGUUAUGACAGCACAUUUUAUAAGAUGUGAUUUCCACUGAGUUAGUGCUUCUUAAUAAAAAGACACACAAGCUGGGAAAUCACAGCAACAAGUGACUGGAUUAUCAUCAUGUCAAUCACUGGGUCUGCUGCUUUUAAUAAUCAUUUUUAAUUGUGUAGUUGGUUGGGUCCCCCCCCCCCAAGCUGGAACUACAUGUAUAUGUUAUUGGAUAACCAACAUACAUGCUAUCAUAAGAAAUCCUGUUUCAAAUAUGUGGAAAUGCGGGUCAUUUUACGCACAGGGUUUCCAGAUGUGGUUGUGACGUAUAAUAAUUCUGAUAAUAGGACAGAUGCUGCAGCUGAACAGAACACAGGCCAUCUGAUGACAGCUAUGUGAGGAAUCGACAUGUAAAUGUUUCUAAAUACUGUAAUUAUUGUAUUAUUUAAUAUAAUUUAUAGCAUACACGCAUGAAUGGAAAUACAUUGAUGUACAUAGUGUUUUAUUUUAUCCCUGCUCUUCUGCUGUAUCUCCAUAGCAUCCAAUUGUGAGUAUUACGUUAAGUUCAAUUUUUUUUUUUCGUUAUUGUCCAUUUUCCACUUUUUGUCAUUGUCCAUUGAAGCAUUUUUGUUCUAAAAACCCCUUUUUUAAUUAAAAGCUUUUUUGUGGUCUG